Lachnellula hyalina is the source of this 1692-nucleotide messenger RNA. Its product is annotated as Cytochrome P450 monooxygenase. Bases 1 to 1692 code for a protein of 563 amino acids. Gene Ontology annotation, molecular function: iron ion binding; heme binding; monooxygenase activity. NCBI's taxonomy places the organism in Eukaryota, Fungi, Ascomycota, Leotiomycetes, Helotiales, Lachnaceae. The transcript has 4 exons. The record is from RefSeq and is a predicted model, not a curated record.
AUGGCCAUCUUCAAAAACUUAAGCGUGGACUUAUCGUCCAAAUACGUCCUUGCGAGUGCACUAUUUGCUUUGUGCAUCUUAUACCCCAUUGGAGUUGCAAUCCAUCGUCUUUAUUUCAGUCGAUAUGCAAAGUUUCCAGGUCCAAAACUUGCUGCGUUGACGUAUGGUUACAUGCUUUACUAUGAUGUUUUUGCAGGAGAUGGGCAGUAUAUGUAUAAGAUUAAGGACUUGCAUGAGGAAUAUAGUAAGCGAAACCAUUCUCCUUUUACAGGUGCUCUAAGUGCGAGAUCGAAUAUUUACAGUGUGGAUUCAGAUAGUCCAAUUAUCCGGAUUUCUCCUCAUGAACUCCACGUCAUUGAUCCAGACUUCUACGAGGUUCUUUUCGCAGGAACUCACACCAAACGAGACAAACCACCAACUUGGUCACAAGCAUUGUCCCACCCCGAGUCUAUGUUUGGCACAAUCUCACAUGAGCAACACCGUGUUCGCCGUAAUGCUGUCAGCGCCUUCUUCUCCCCAGGCUCUCUUCGCCGACUCGAACCUUUAGUUCAAGAUUGCAUCUCUCGUCUAAUUGCAGUCUUCCGUCAGUACCAGAAAACUGGCGAGGUGAUCGAGAUGAAACCAGCCUUCGGCGCAAUGACAAGCGAUAUUAUCACAGAGUAUUGUUUUGGUACCACUGAAAACUACAUCGAGGCCCCUGGGUUUAAUGCUGCCGUUGUAGAGAGUACUGAGGCAAUGACGGAUAAGAUACAUAUCACCGUCCAAGCCCAAUGGCUUCCCCAUCUGCUCGAUCGCUUACCAGAUAGACUGGUGGCAAGUGUUCUUGGAUCCGGGAUGACGAAACUGAGUGAAAUGAAGCAUCAUUGCGUCAAGAAGAUUCAAGAGACGAUCAUUUCUCGAGGUGAUUUCAAAGACGUUAAAUAUCGAACAAUAUUUCAUGAUCUGCUUGAUAGUCCUAUCCUACCUGAAUCAGACAAAAGCGUGAGCAGGUUGUGGCAGGAGGCUCAAUUGCUACUGGGAGCGGGAACUGUUACCACCGCGACAUCAAUCUCAUCUGCUCUUGUUUACCUGUUGCUCGAUCCCAAGAGGAUGGGGGUGCUGUUGGAUGAGCUAGAAACUGCAAUGCCAGAUAUAACCAAGCCAAAAAGUGGCACUGAACUAGCACAAUUGCCGUAUCUGAGCGCGGUAGUUCACGAGGUUCUCCGGCUGGUGACUGGCGUCUCAUACCGUCUUGCUCGAUCAGCGCCACACGAGUCACUGCAGCUGGGAGAAUGGACCAUCCCACCUAACACAGCAGUCAGCAUGCACGCCCCCCUAAUCCACCACUCGCCAGAUGUCUACCCGGAGCCUUGGUCCUUCAUCCCCGAGCGCUGGCUCCCCACUCCCACACCAGCCGGUCUCCCAGAACGACCUGCGCACAUCCCGGCAGGAAACCACAAGUACCUUGUCCCGCUCUCUAAAGGGACUCGACAAUGCCUCGGGCAGCCACUUGCUUACGCGGAAGUCCACAUGACUAUAGCCUACAUUCUAAGGACCUUUGUGCGAGUGGAAAAGGAUGGAAACGGGGAAGUCACUGCCGUGAAAGGUAUGAGGUUGUAUGAUACUGAUAGAAGGGAUACGGAUUUGAAACGUGAGCUGGGGAUACCACAACCCGAGAAGGGGAGGGGAACGGCGAGAAUGAUAAUUGAGUGA